Synchiropus splendidus (mandarinfish) is the source of this 6071-nucleotide messenger RNA. RefSeq names its product growth/differentiation factor 11-like. Gene Ontology annotation, molecular function: cytokine activity; growth factor activity. The coding region runs from base 1604 to 2773 and encodes 389 amino acids. The transcript has 3 exons. NCBI's taxonomy places the organism in Eukaryota, Metazoa, Chordata, Actinopteri, Syngnathiformes, Callionymidae. Gene Ontology annotation, cellular component: extracellular region. Gene Ontology annotation, biological process: SMAD protein signal transduction. The record is from RefSeq and is a predicted model, not a curated record.
AAGCAGAACCACCUUUGUAGACGAUAUAUACAUUUCAUACUGCAUAUUUAUGUAUUGUUCCAAAUGCAUGUUGGUGACACUUGUACUCAAUCGCAGCUUCGCUCAAUGGGUGUAAAAGGCUUGUGAAAUCAGGCACUGACAGAGAUAAACCUCAGAAGCUGCACUGUCAAAUAGAUAGAAAGCUACCUGUGAGAAGUGCGCUCAUCCACAGAUUGCUGGCUGGAUACACUCACAGGUAGAACCAUAGGUACAGACCAGUCAGAGACCUGGACGGCAGAGAAUGAAAGAAGGUUGCAUGUUAGUUCACCAUUAGUUUGUCAUGAAGUGUAUUGCUGACGUUGUUUUUUAACAAUAUCUCAGAAAAGGUGAAAAUGCAGGAACAAACUAUGGUCGCUUUUGGCUGAAGUAACCAAGUCUGUGGUUCUUAAAAGGCAUCAUGACAGAGCUUCAGGAAUGAACUGAACAGAUUAACCCGAAGAUGCAGGUACAUUUGUGUCCAACAGAUGGCGCAACAGAGUCAUAGACGACACAAGUCUGUCGUGCUAAUACUUCCUUUUAACCAUCUGAAUUCUAGCAACAUGACAGAACUGAUCGCACAAGUUGUCGACUCUGUUCAAUAUUCAAUCUAUAUUUUUUGUUAAUAUGAUCGACAAUAUAUAAAGCAAACGGGGUCACAAAUGUUUGAGAAAUAUCAACGGAUAUUUGAGAGACAUUCUUCUGGAACUAACAUUCAUAUAGAGUACAAACAAAUGUGGAUGAAAGUCAUCAUCUUUGGAUCGAUAAGCCAAAAACAUUGUUUAAAUCGAUUGGUGCAUGUGCACACUCGCGUCAGAAAUCAGUCGCUAUCAUGUCUUAUAAGCGCAACAAUAAUGUGAACUUUCCGCUCUCUAUUAUCAGUAAUCGCCAAGACUCAAAAUAACUUCUGAAUAAAUAUAAAAAGUGUAAUAAACUUUUCUUUGCCGAAACAUUUUGUAUCUAAAUGCGGAGGAACAGUAGGUGCUGGCUGUUAUUGUGGGGGCUGCGACUCGGACGGUUGAGGAGUUUUAUUGAAAAGAGAAAAAAAAAAACACGUAUAUGUCGGAAAUAAAACAGUAGUGGACGUCAUCACUGUAAACACCCUCAAAUGUGGCAUAUAACGUUGAAACGUUGUGAGGAGAGUUGUGCUGUGCUGACAGCGCAGCCUCCUCCCUUCUGGCUGUCCCUCUUGACUUGGUGACAGACCUAAAAGCCUUUUGUUACAAUCUUAGCCAAUGGAGACGGAUUACGACACGGCGCAGCUGAGAUAUAUAACGAGCCUCUUUUUGACCGCACUUGCACAUUUUUCAGUGACACUUCUGAACAGCCACACACCUCCAUGGACUAAAUAACAACGAGAAUACAUGUGAGCGGACUAUGCAUCCAUCAGCUUGAUCAUUUAACUUGAAUCGGGACGUCACUGUACCACUUUGGAGCGCGUUUUUCCUCCCUCAAAAAGACUCACUGGUUCUGCAACUUGGGCUGUUGGAAUUGAUGCACCACUGCAUCUGAGACCGGGAGCGACGCCACGCCGAUCAGAAGAGUAACGAGAAAAAACAAAAACAAAACAAAGUUGGUGUUUAUCGUGAUGCCGAGGUACAACUUCUUGCUGUGCUUGAUGGUGCUCAUCUCUCUGGGACAGUCGGGGAGCGAUGAGCCCAAUCUGCUGCUGCCUCCUGCCAGCGAGACGCCCACGGAUGCCGGACUGUCCCUACUGGACGAGGACGCCGGUUCCCACGAGUGUUCCGCCUGCGUGUGGAGGGAGCAGAGCAAAGUGCUGCGACUGGAGACCAUCAAGUCCCAGAUCCUGAGCAAGCUGAGGCUGAAGCAGGCGCCCAACAUCAGCCGGGAGGUGGUCAACCAGCUGCUGCCCAAAGCGCCUCCUCUCCAGCAGCUCCUGGACCAUCACGACUUCCAGGGCUACGCGUCGUCCCAGGAUGAGUUUAUGGAGGAGGAUGAGUACCACGCCACCACGGAGUCCGUCAUCACCAUGGCCUCGGAGCCGGAGUCACUGGUGCAGGUGAACGGGAAGCCCAGCUGCUGUUUCUUCAAGUUCAGCCCAAAAUUAAUGUUCACCAAGGUGCUGAAGGCCCAGCUGUGGGUUUAUCUGCGGCCACUCCAGCAGACGUCCACCGUCUACCUGCAGAUCCUCCGACUCAAACCCGUCACAGAACAAGGAAGCCGCCACAUCCGCAUCCGUUCCCUGAAGAUAGAGCUCAACUCCAGAGUGGGACACUGGCAGAGCAUUGACUUCAAGCACGUGUUGCAAAACUGGUUCAAACAGCCGCACACCAACUGGGGAAUUGACAUCAACGCCUUCGACGAGAGCGGCAAUGACCUGGCUGUUACCUCGCUGCGACCCGGGGAGGAGGGGCUGCAGCCGUUCCUGGAGGUGAAGGUUCUAGAGACAACCAAACGCUCUCGAAGAAACCUCGGCCUUGACUGCGACGAGCACUCCACCGAGUCCCGCUGCUGCCGCUACCCUCUCACUGUGGAUUUCGAGGCAUUUGGCUGGGACUGGAUCAUCGCUCCCAAACGCUACAAAGCCAACUACUGUUCCGGCCAGUGCGAGUAUAUGUUCAUGCAGAAAUAUCCACACACCCAUCUGGUGCAACAUGCGAAUCCCAGAGGCUCUGCCGGGCCCUGCUGUACUCCCACCAAGAUGUCCCCAAUUAAUAUGCUCUACUUUAAUGACAAACAGCAGAUCAUCCAUGGAAAGAUUCCAGGGAUGGUGGUGGACAGAUGUGGAUGCUCCUAGACGACAGAGGAAACACACUUGUGCGCAGCCUACAUUGCAUUGAACCACCCAGAACCCUUAUGGAGCUUUCCCUCGGCACCAGACCCCACUUUUUGGCAACAGAUUUCACUCCACUCCGCCACAAAAAAUGGGACUAGCUUUGCUUUUUUUCCCAGUAAACAAAUUAAAUUGUAAAAAAAUAGAAAAAAAAAGAAAGAAAGUAUUGAGUGAUGGAAAUGCAGUCCAUUGUGUAUGAUUUCAGGAGGCUGACACGAUGGAAGAGCUGGGGAAAAUGAUUGUCUUAUAGAUUACAUAUAUUAGUAUUGUGUUUUGUUUUUAUUUUCAGACUUGUGUGGCAUCUUUGUGAAGGUCCAUGGUAAUGGAUUCAGAUGCCAGGAGACAGAAACAGCAUAAGACUUAAAGACAAUUUGAGCUUCUUUAUUUUGCAGAAAUGUGUCUGUACAGGCGAGGUCUGUUGUCGAUGAAUCAGAUUUCAUGAACAGAUAUAUUCUGUAUUAAUUACUAACAAAAAAUAGUCAGCAAGAGUUUACACUUUGUAGUUCUGCCAGGACAGAUCUAAGAGAUGUGCUCAAGAGACAUUAACUUCCUGGUGGUCCCCAAAAUGAAACCAAACCAUUUAAACGUCUAACAACCUAGUGUGACAUUCUUGAGGAUCUGAGCAACAAUUUCCAUGGUCCGCUUUGAUCUUUUUCUCCCAAGAAAAAACCUGUGUCUACUGCGUCUUUCUGACAGAUUCUUGAGAAUUUGAAAUUGCGUAUUCUUAAAAGACUUGCUCCAUCAAAGCCAGAGAAAGAUAGAGAAUCACGAGAUACAAGAGUCACAGGCUCAGAUUUUCAGUGUAGCAUUCAUUAGAAUCGCUGCCUUCGCACCUUUGCAGUUACAUCUUCAAAUGAUGGCUCAAGCUCUCAAUAUAACACGUCAGGUUUAGGACCACAAACUCGUAACACUUGCGACUCCUCAAUGAGAUCCUAUAGCUCUAGUUUUGGGUGUCAGAUGACUCUGUUUUUGAGAUUGAUCUUAAGACUUAACAUGUAAAAUGAUGAUGUUUUACAAGAGGGUAGACAUGCACUGUGUUUCCUUGGGUGAGGCGGGUGAAGUUUCCCUUGAGUAGGUGAGAGCCCAGUCAGUUCUUUGAGUAAAAAGGGGGGUUAGUUAAGGUUAUCUGGCGCCUAGCAGGUUGUCAACUGCUCUGCUCCCUGGCACAGUUUCCAGGGAGCAGAGCCAGCUUUGACAUACUGAUGAAGGCGUUACUAAUUCAUUGGAUCACUAUUUGCAUCGUUGUACAGGUGUGAUUUGUGUACACAUUUUCAAAAGACCAAAUGGAAAGGACACAUUUUUUUGCACCAAUUUUUCUGUCACUGCAAAGUGGCAUUACAUUUGAUUUUUUUUUUUUUUUUUUUUGAGAGAGAGUCCAAGUGGCUUAGGUUCAUAUGUGAGCUGGGCUAAUUGUUGAGGUGUAGCCGACACUCACACACGUGUUGGUAUCACUGCAGCUGCUUUACAAUGUUAAAUGCUGAUUUUAAAGUGAUUGUGUUGAAAUUCACGUAGAUCAUUUUACACCAUCAGGAAGAAUGUUGCAUGAAUUCCAGUUAUACUUCAAUCUUUUUUGGGCCAUUGUUCAGUUUUAUGUCUAUAGUCUUCAUGUCCAGAUCGGCAACCUUCCUCUCUAAUCUUUGGUUCAUUUACAUCAGCUACUUCACAUUUAAAAGUGAUCAGACAGCAAGCUGUUUUUGUAAGAGAAAGAUAGCAGCAACACAAACGACAGUCUGUGAUCGCAUAUUAAAUCCCAUUUGACGUGUUUCAAAAUAAGUCCUGGGCGAGUGUAUGCCAUAGAUAGAAAACGCUCCAUCGAUCAUGACUAUGUUGCAUUAUUGCAGUGAUGACAAAUGAAUUAUUAUUAGUGCUUGAAUACAGAGUAGAUCAGUACACUUGAAGUCUGUCUUUGUCUCCUGGAUGUCCUAACAAAGAUAUCUAUUUGUUGUAAACGAAAGCACUAUGCUGUUGGAAAAAAGGAAGAGCCUUCUGACAUUUUAUAUAAAUGAUAUAUGUAUAUAUUAAAAGGGAUACAAAAACCUUUUCGGGGGCAGUCUACCUUCCAACAAUAAAUUUUGCACUAUGAGAUGUUGAUGGCGUUAGGAGUUGUUGUUUGUGUUUUACCAAGCACAAGAGACCCUGUACAGAAUAGCCGAAUGAGAAACUAUUGGAGACUUUGGUGAUUAACCAUGCGCGUAAACUACACCAUUUGUCACGUCUUUUUUGAUACCAUACCGCUUUCCUGGCUUUUGUCUGAAGCGGGGGCCUGUCCAUACACUCGCACAUUUUUGUCCUAUCCAGAACCUUAAAAAAAAAACAAAAAAAAAAACUGUCUCUGUCUGUGGCCUAAAAGGCCUUUUCGCCCACAAUGGAAGAUAAACUAAGUGUUUAUUUCGUGUCUGGAACAAUGAACAGAGAAUGCUUUAACUGGAAACGGUCUGGCCAACAACUUUAUUAGAAUUAGAAAGACCUUUUCCUUGAUUUUUUUUUAACUUAAACAAUAUUUCGUGUUACAUAGACAUGUUUUGCCUUUGUAUGUAAUUUAAAGUAAAGAGGAGUAUCCAGGGAUUUUAGCCAAAGUAGAGGGGGACAUGCGUGCUGUAACUCUUAUUGCAGGAAUAUGCUAGAACAUUUCAAAGGACGAUAAAAAGCUGCUAAGAUGCAGUGGUUGGAAUUAUUCAACUGGUCAUUUGUCUAUUUAUUAAUAUUAAAUAUCAAUGCAUAUUAAGUCUGUCUACCUCACGUUAGCCUUCUAAAAACUAGCUUUUUGAAAGAAACAUCACCGAUUAAUCUGUGCAAACAUUGUGUCCAUGAGAUCCCCGACUCCAAAAGUUGUAGCUAAAACCACAGGGUCCCCAAUGCUCUCAGGUUGAGAUUGACUUCUCCAAGAAUGAGCAACGGAGGCGGCUCUGCUCAAGAUGUCAAUAGAUUUGCCCAGGACGAUGGAUGGCCUAACUGUGGGUGACGCUGUUGAAAAGUCUAAGUGUAUGUUUGCUGCUGUGAGUGAGUGUUUUCAUAUAAUUAUAAGAGAGAGAGAAAAAAAGUCUCUCUGUAGAUAUUGACCCAAAUGUCAUUUAUCUUGUUUUGGACAGGUUCACCGCUUCUUUUCUCCUACAUUCCUCUGUUCUUGGUGUAGUUCAGAGAUUAAAAAAAAAAAAAAGAAAAUCACUCAACUUUGUAGUUAAAUGGUUGUGCAUAUAUGAAUAACAGUUCAAAUGUUAUUUUGCCUUUUGUUGUUUAUUUACUGUCAUUUUUCUUUUGUACA